Messenger RNA from Cyclopterus lumpus (lumpfish), 768 nucleotides. It is a transcript of the gene dynll2a, whose product is annotated as dynein, light chain, LC8-type 2a. Bases 208 to 477 code for a protein of 89 amino acids. The transcript has 3 exons. NCBI's taxonomy places the organism in Eukaryota, Metazoa, Chordata, Actinopteri, Perciformes, Cyclopteridae. Gene Ontology annotation, molecular function: dynein light intermediate chain binding; dynein intermediate chain binding. Gene Ontology annotation, biological process: cilium assembly; microtubule-based process. Gene Ontology annotation, cellular component: cytoplasmic dynein complex. The record is from RefSeq and is a predicted model, not a curated record.
AGGGUGCAGCAUGCAGCAGAGGGGCGGGGAGCUAUUGGAGCGCAGCAGAGAGCCAACCUACAUGCUUAUUGUGUGAAUCUUUAAAAAGCAAUUAGCCGCAGCAUCAUCUAAACCUCCCCCUCCUCUGGCUGGGUGAAAUACAUAUUUUUGAGGGGGGAAAAUAAGUGUUUUCAUUCGGCUCAAGAAAAGGCAUCCUCAUCCUCAACCAUGACUGACAGGAAAGCUGUGAUCAAGAACGCCGACAUGUCCGAGGACAUGCAGCAGGACGCGGUGGACUGUGCCACCCAGGCCAUGGAGAAGUACAACAUAGAGAAGGACAUAGCAGCCUACAUCAAGAAGGAGUUUGACAAGAAGUAUAACCCCACCUGGCAUUGCAUCGUCGGGAGGAACUUCGGCAGCUACGUCACCCACGAGACAAAGCACUUCAUUUACUUCUACUUGGGCCAAGUGGCCAUCUUGCUUUUCAAGUCUGGCUGAGGAGUUUCUGCUGGGUGUUGAGGAGUUUUUCUCCCUGAACCUAAAUCGGAAGAUGCACUGGUGGCUGAUAUCUCCCAUACACUAAUAACGACAUACCGUAAUGAUGCAAACCCGGCCGUGUGCAAUUGCAUGGACUAUACACUUUAAUAUGUAUGUUACAGUAAGUUUACUUUUCGGUAGUUGCCAUUUGAAUGCAACUGAAAUAGUUUUUGUUGAUGCUGUUAAAUUCUAGGUUGUAAAAGAUUUCAACGUGGCCCUUGAUUGUAUAAUAAAGGAAAGCUGUAGAAUGUA